Eruca vesicaria subsp. sativa (arugula) is the source of this 854-nucleotide messenger RNA. Lineage: Eukaryota; Viridiplantae; Streptophyta; Magnoliopsida; Brassicales; Brassicaceae. The record is from the annotation of a GenBank genome assembly.
CUUAUGUUUGUGGGGAAAGAUCGGGACUUAUACAAGAGAAACCUUUUGCAAUGGGAGAAACACUUCAUGGAAAAAACAAUGUAGAUAUCAAUACGGAAAUGCAACUAGUAGAGCAGAGGUUGAAACAACUCGUUGAACAAGGUUGUUCAGAAGAAGAAACUAAGCAUGCCAUGAGAGAUCUUGGGUUAAAAAGGGCAAAGCUUUUUGGAUUGCCAAACACAUAUGCCUUCACCAAAAAAAACCCUCUGCUCGGUCGCAGUGGUAUGCCUAUACUCCCAAAACCUCCAGUACUUUUAUCCACAAUGGCUAUGUUCCGUCUCUACACAAGCCUUCGCUUUAAAUUACCUUUACAGAUAUUGGGGUUACUUAGCAUGACACUGCCAUCGCAAUUUGGAGAUAAAUAUCAACAUCAAAACCGUAAAUUCAAGAUAGCCGUGAGAUUGGUUAAACUUUAUGAGCCUUAUCUACUCUUCAAGGGCAUAUUUGAUGAUAGAAACCUGGAAACAUUACGAAUCAAGAACGAAGCCAAAGAGAUGAACGACUUGCCCCGGUUUAGCCCUAAAUGCAUUGAUUGGGAAGAUUAUUUCAUCAAUAUACACAUCCCUGGCCUCGUUACACACUCCUCUCUGGAAAAGUUACAGAAAGUUGUUGUAGAGGAUUUUGGUUUCCAAGAUAAGGAUGCUGAUUUGGAUGUCACUACAGGGCAGACGGUGAAGAGUUUGAUGAGGGAAGGAGGGUUUGGGGCUUGUUACAGAGGGUUAGGAUCAAGGUGGGUCUCAGUGUCCAUGUCUGCAGCAACUAUGAUCACUACCUACGAGUUCUUGAAGCGUCUGUCCACAAAGAAGCAGACAUAG